Molecule: messenger RNA, 1636 nt
Organism: Thlaspi arvense
Lineage: Eukaryota; Viridiplantae; Streptophyta; Magnoliopsida; Brassicales; Brassicaceae
Source: the annotation of a GenBank genome assembly
GUCACUCUCUCCCCAUACAUUAGCAGAAGGCCUUUUCCUUAGCAAGGAGCAAAAGAAAAAAGGAAGAAGAACAUAAUUUACUUUAAGCAGAAAAAAAAUGACCCGUGUGAAUAGUUUCUCCCUCUUGAUUCUCAUCUUCACUCAGCUCCUUUUGCUAAUUGAUGUUUCUGCUUCGAGCUCUUGUCAAAAGAAAUGUGGUGGAAUCGAGAUCUUGUACCCAUUUGGGAUCGGAGUGGGUUGCUAUCUUAACAAAUGGUACGAGAUUCAAUGCAUUAAUGAUGGCACUCCUUUCCUUUACGCAGUUGGCAAGGAAGUUGUGCAUAUCUCCCUACCCCUUCUGAGUGAAUUCUCGUUCGAAGGUUUUGAUUCACUUGGGUCGGUUCGCAUAAAAAACCCAAUAACUUCAAAAGGAUGUUCCAGCGACGAGAGAAAAGAGGCAACUGGACCACUUUUGAAUCUGACAGGUAGCCCUUUUUACGUCGGCCACAUGAAUAACCUUGUAGCGGUUGGUUGCAACAUCACGGCAUCGUUGACGAAUAUGGAGCCAAGCGUUGUGAGAUGUAGCUCGAGUUGCCGUACAUCACACUCUUCGCCUAGGCCUACACAGAACUAUCUCGCAUUUGUUGGUUGUAAAAUCAAGAAAGUUGGUAGAUUUAAUUCCUUCACUAAGUGUGAUGCAACAAGCAUAACGAAGGAUACAUUUUGCAAUGGCGUUGGAUGCUGCCAGGCAAGUAUACCGGACGAGCUUCAACAGGUCGUUGGUGUGAGUAUAGAAGAAAGUACCACAACUUCGGGAGGAGACUGCAAAGUCGCCUUCUUAACGGACGAGGCGUACUCUGUCAGACACAUAUCUGAUCCGAAAUGGCUUCACGCUCAACAAUAUGUUACCGUUGAUCUAGGAUGGUUCAUUCAUACAAGGAAUGUUUCCUUCAUAGAUUCCUUGGAGUGCGAGUAUAUGUCAGCAGACGGAUGGAUACCAGAUUACUCUGGAAGAAAUAGUUGUGCAUGCUAUAGUUCUUCGGAUUCAAGCUAUGCAAGUUGUGCGUGCAAUCGUGGUUAUAGAGGCAACCCAUAUACUUUGGGCGGAUGCAAAGAUGUUGAUGAAUGCCUAGAAAAAAACAAUACUAGAGGUGACGUGCCCUGUUUGGGAGAGACUUGUGUCAAUAAGCCGGGGGGUUAUUCCUGUUAUGAACGAAAGACUCAGCCGAUUGCCCUAGGGAUUGGACUCAUCACCGGAGCAAAACCAAUCUCUUUCUUGCGGUCUCAAGAGAAUAGAACAUUGGCAACGUAUUUCAUUCUUACAAUGAAAGAGAACAAACUCGAAGAAAUCAUUGACGCUCGAAUCAGAGAGGGGUGCAAGUUGGAGCAACUUACCGCGACAGCAAAACUCGCUAGGAAGUGUCUGAAUCUUAAAGGGAGGAAACGGCCAAGCAUGAAACAAGUGUCCAUAGAAUUGGAGAGGAUUCGUUCUUCGGGUGGAGAUUCACAGCUACAAGUCAUUGUCGAAAGUGAUGAAGAGGAAGAAACCGUGGAAGUGAACAUUGGAGUUGAAUCGUGGAACAACGUGGCUGUUACCGACAAUGUUGCAACUUCAUUCUUAGAUGCUGAACCCUUGUUUCCUCGUCAAACAUGGUGA